Ceratina calcarata is the source of this 317-nucleotide messenger RNA. Its product is annotated as merozoite surface protein CMZ-8-like. The record is from RefSeq and is a predicted model, not a curated record. The annotation marks the transcript as partial. The transcript has a single exon. Lineage: Eukaryota; Metazoa; Arthropoda; Insecta; Hymenoptera; Apidae.
UGUGGAUACCUUGGACUACGAGCCGCCCCCGGUGCUGCCACCGCGGCGCCCGCCCUGGCCGUCCAACAGCCCGAGCAGCACCGCCUCGAGGUACAUCGGGCAGCGCGCCACCGCCAUCAUCGCCACCACGUCCCCGCUGACAUCCAAGGCGGCUACGACGACUACCACGUCGACGACGCCACUGACAACGACGCUAGUCCCGGCUCCGGCGCCGUCCGCCUCUCAAGGCUCAACGACCUCCUCGUCUGCGCGAGUGUCGCCGCCACCCUUGACGCCGCCCCAGUAUCCAGCGCCUCCACGGCCCCCUAGUCGAAACG